AUGGGAGACCCAGUACUGUCCAGUAUUGCAACAAAUAUUUUGGAGACGAUAACGGAACUUGAAUCCAAAAAACCAUGUUUUUUGAGGAAUCUUCGAAGAGAAAUAAAGAAGCUUCAAGGAAUGGUGUCCAUGGUCAAAGUCGCACUCUUGUAUGCCGAGACACAGCUACCACAGAAUAGACUGGAAGACUCUGCCAUGAUGUUGAUUGCUGCUGAGGAUAUGUUGCAUAAAUUGGCAAGUGACAGGCCCCAGGUAUGCAAUUUCAUUUUGAGCUUCAUAUUUUAUCGUAAGAUCAUGUGGAUUAGAAAAAGGUUAGAUGGAAUGGCAGCUACUAUUAUGCGUGACCGUGAUCAGGAUUUACCUGACAUUAAGUGUGUUUAUCCGAGGGACUGGGUAGUAAGUGACACCUUCGUUGAUACUUGCGAAGUUUUCGGGAGAGACGCUGAUAAGGAAAAGGUUAUAAAUUCUUUGCUGAAAACAAACCCUUAUGAGUUAACUGUAACUGUAACUACUAUAGUUGGGAAGGGAGGUAUAGGAAAAACCACCCUAGCCAAACUGGUGUAUAAUGACAAAAGGAUGGAUGAUCACUUUGAUCUCAAAAUGUGGAUAUGUGUACCUGUGGACUUUGAUAUAUUUUUCUUGAUGCGACGAACUUAUUGUUUUGCAACCAAUCAAAAUCCUGAUAAAUUAAUAUUGGUGAGAGACUUGGAAUCCCUCUUGACAGAAGCAUUGUCUAGGAAGAAAUUUUUGCUUGUUUUGGACAACGUGGUGAAUGAAAAUGAUGAUAAUUUGAAUUACUUCGUGAAACUACUGCAGAGGUCAGCCGAUGAAUGUAAACUUUUGGUUAUUACCCAUAAUAACCAAAUUGCAAGCGAUAUAGGCACCAUUGACAGUCAUGUUUUAGAAGGUCUUUCCCAUAAGGAUAGUAUGUCGUUGUUUGUGAAAUAUGCAUUUGGAUAUCAAGCAAACAAUGAACAUCAAGACCUCAUUGAAAUUGUGGAGAAAUGUGAUGGGAUUCCUUUAGUAGUGAAAAUUUUAGGAGUCCUAUAUCAAUGCUCAGAUCCGGGUAAUUGGUUGCCAAUUAAAGAUAAUUACUUCUGGAGGGAAAUCCAAGAGAACAAUAACAUCCUACCCAUGUUGAAAUUAUGCUAUGAGAGUUUGCCAUCUCAUUUGCAAAUUUGCUUGAAGCAUUGUUCCUUAUUUCCAAAGGGUUUUUGUUUUAACAGUCAUUAUCUGAUCCAUUAUUGGAUGGCGCAAGAUUUUCUUCAUUCUGGUGACAAUAACGAAGAGUUGGAAGAUAUCGGGGAGAGAUAUUUGAAGGAAUUAUUUCUUAAGAAUUUCUUUCAAGAUGUGGUAAAUCAUGGUUAUUAUAGUACAUUUAAAUUGCAUGAUCUUAUGUAUGAUCUUGUGCUAAAAGAGGCAGAAAAUGAUUGCAAAAGGGUGGAUCUCAGAGUGAUUUAUCCUAAAAUACGGGCUCAAUAUUUGUCAUUUCAUGGUAUUGAAGACGGUGAUACAGAAUUUUCAUAUAUUGAACCGUCCUUGUUGGCAAUCAUCAUGAAAAGUUCUCCAUUUCAGCCUGUUACUCAAUCCUUCGUUAAUAGAUGGACAUCGAAGUUUAAGCAGAUCCGCCUGUUAUGCUUAAGUGGUUUACAAUUUGAAGUGCUACCGGAUUCUGUCGGUUCAUUGGAACAAUUGAGAUAUCUUGACUUAUCUUGGAAUUUAAAUAUGAUGGAACUCUCGGAGGCAAUUUGUAAACUUAAGAGUUUGCAAACCUUAAUACUUCUUGGUUGUUCAAGACUUAAGAAGUUUCCUGAAAAUAUGCGAAAACUGAUCAACCUCAGAUAUUUGGAAAUAACCACAAAAGUGAGGCAUCAACUGGAAAAUGAACUUGAAUAUUUGCACUCUCUCCAAUUUCUGCACUUGUAUAGCUGUCACCAUCUUCUAGAUUUGUCAGGAAAGAUGCAAGGUCUCAUCAACCUCCGAACAUUCAUUUUGCAAGGUUGUGAUAACAUGUUUUUUUUGCCAGACGAUAUAACAUAUCUAGAGAGAUUGGAGAAGCUUGUGAUCCACAGUUGUUCAAACCUUAAUUUGACGAUGGACUUGCAAGAAGAAGACCGCCGCCUGAACCUUAAAGUAUUCAUGAUUUAUGAACUACACCAAACAAUAGAUUUACCCCAAUUGAUUCUUCAAAAGUCUGCCAACACUUUAGAGUACAUGCGGAUUGAUUCAUGUUCCAGUCUCACAACACUGCCACCAUGGCUUACAGAUCUCACAUCACUUCAAAAACUUGAGAUUGUAAGUUGCUCAGAAUUGUCAUCUCUGCCAUGCGGGAUGGAGAAACUCACUGCCCUUAAAGAAUUGAAGAUACAAAAAUCUCCUACCCUGAGUGAAAGCUGCAGAAGGAAUUGGUCAAACAUUGAUCAUGUCCAGAACAUUCAUCUUGACCCUGAAAUUGCUUCAUCAUCGAGAUCAAUGUCCAACUCCAUGUGCAUUGUUUCUGCUACAUGGAUCAGUGAAGUGUGA
Molecule: messenger RNA, 2523 nt
Organism: Pistacia vera
Lineage: Eukaryota; Viridiplantae; Streptophyta; Magnoliopsida; Sapindales; Anacardiaceae
Product: putative disease resistance protein RGA3
Exons: 2
Coding region: 1-2523 (840 amino acids)
Biological process (GO): defense response to other organism
Molecular function (GO): ADP binding
Source: RefSeq, a predicted model, not a curated record